Messenger RNA from Arabidopsis arenosa, 567 nucleotides. The record is from the annotation of a GenBank genome assembly. Lineage: Eukaryota; Viridiplantae; Streptophyta; Magnoliopsida; Brassicales; Brassicaceae.
UCAUCAAAUUCAAAUCAAAGAAAUUGAGUACUUGCACGUAUGGAUAUGGAUGCUGCAAACAGGCUUUCUGCAAUUGCUGCCGAAAUGGGGCAACUGCAAAAUGAGAUUCAAGAGCGCCGUAGAGUGCUAAACCUCUUUUUGAGGAGUGUUAGAACACUGGAUCCUGCCAGGAAAGAAGCGCGCAUUCGCGCUGCCAGAGAGCGUAUCGAGGAUUUGGAGGGGAGGCAGCAAGCGCUGCGGGCGGAGCAGCAAGCACUCAUAGUGGAGGCUGUCUCCCACGUGCACGGGGGAAACUAGAAGAGUCCGUCGACUCUUUUUAUUUUUAUAAGGUUUAAAUAAGUGUCUGUAGACGCAAAGUAGUGUGUUUUAAUGCAUGACUUUGGCUUUGUUUAGUAGAGAUCUACUCCGAUGCUUACUGGAGUCCUAUUUAUGCUAACUAUCUUUGUUCAACUUCUUCAUUCAUGGCCUUUUUUGUUUCAUUUCUUACUCUACUAUUUUAAAUUCUAAGCCAACUCCCCAGUGUCAUUUUUUCCGUCCAAUUCGCCUAAAUAAAUUUAUUCAAGAUGG